GCUGGGCAUAGACUAAAGCCCUAGGGGAAUUGGAGACUUGGUGCUUCUGGGUUCACGCUUGACGCUGCCAAACCAGGAGCUCUGAGAUUCAGAGCCCAGCAUGGUUUCCUGGCACAUAGUAGGGUGACGAGCAAAGACUCCCAGAAACAAAACCUUUCUGACAAACACCCAGGGAGUCCUCCGUCCUGGAUGUCCAGGCAUGUGGUGUGAUACUGAAGAGUUCCUGAAAAACACCCAGAACCCUCUCUGGCGGCCCCCACCUUGGAUGUCCAGGCACAUGGUGUAACACUGAAGAAUCCCUGAAAAACACCCAGAACCCUCUCUGGCGGCCCCCACCCUGGAUGUCCAGGCACACGGUGUAACACUGAAGAAUCCCUGAAAAACACCCAGAGCCCUCUCUGGCGGCCCCCACCUUGGAUGUCCAGGCACUGCGGCCAGCUCUGUAUCAGCAUAAUGCAUUCAUAUCUACAAUAUGGCAGAUUUCAUCUCCUCCUCCUCUCGCUGAAUUAUUGAUGGGCUGUGCACUUUUUAAAAAAAUCAAUAGACCAGGGCGUGGAGCUUUAAACUCUGCUCUUCUUGUUUCUGCUGUUUUGAAUAGGAGCACAUAGAGCUUCCCCUCUGGUUUGAAUAAGUCAAGCCCAGGGCUAGGUGGGCCAUGAUUGGCCAGAGCUAGGAAAAUGUGGUUAUGAUGCAAACACAAGCAAAUAUAACCCGGUGUCCGUGCGGCCAUUGCUGAACGGAGGCUGCGGGACCUGAAGCCGCCUGCGUUGGGAUAGCUCAUCAGUACUUCACCUGCUGCUUUGCCCGAGGACUGGGGACAGGAAGGGCAAGUUCCAGGAGGAUAAACCAUGUCUCUGAGUGGUGCCUUCAGGGUUGUGGGCAAUGACCCUGGGAUCAUCACCUGGAGAAUUGAGAAAAUGGAGCUGGUGCUGGUGCCUCUGAGUGCUCACGGCAACUUCUAUGAGGGCGACUGCUACAUCAUCCUCUCGACCCGGAAGGUGGGCAGCCUCGUCUCCCAGGACAUCCACUUUUGGAUCGGGAAGGACUCCUCCCAGGACGAGCAGAGUUGUGCAGCCAUCUACACCACGCAGCUGGAUGACUACCUGGGAGGCGGCCCCGUGCAGCACCGCGAGGUCCAGUACCACGAGUCCGACACCUUCCGCGGCUACUUUAAGCAGGGCAUCAUCUAUAAAAAGGGGGGAGUGGCCUCUGGGAUGAAGCAUGUGGAGACCAACGCCUAUGACGUGAAGCGGCUGCUACACGUAAAGGGGAAAAGAAACAUCCGGGCCACUGAGGUGGAAAUGAGCUGGGACAGCUUUAACCGAGGCGACGUCUUCUUGCUGGACCUGGGGAUGGUCAUCAUCCAGUGGAACGGCCCGGAGAGCAACAGUGGAGAGCGACUCAAGGCUAUGCUUCUGGCAAGGGACAUUCGGGACCGGGAGCGGGGAGGCCGCGCUGAGAUCGGAGUGAUUGAGGGAGACAAAGAGGCAGCCAGCCCCGAGCUGAUGACGGUCCUCCAGGACGCCCUUGGCCGUCGCUCCACCAUCAAGCCUGCCGUUCCCGAUGAGAUCAUGGAUCAGCAGCAGAAAUCAAAUAUCAUGUUGUAUCAGGUCUCGGAUGCAGCUGGGCAGCUGGCAAUCACAGAGGUGGCCGCAAGGCCCCUGGUCCAGGACCUACUGAGCCAUGACGACUGCUACAUCCUGGACCAAAGUGGAGCCAAGAUCUACGUGUGGAAAGGCAAAGGAGCCACAAAGGUGGAGAAACAGGCAGCCAUGUCCAAAGCCCUGGACUUCAUCAAGAUGAAGGGUUACCCCAGCAGCACCAACGUGGAGACCGUCAACGAUGGUGCUGAGUCAGCCAUGUUCAAACAGCUCUUCCAGAAAUGGUCAGUGAAGGACCAGACCACAGGCUUGGGGAAAAUAUUCAGCUUUGGUAAAAUUGCUAAAGUUUUCCAGGACAAGUUUGACGUGACUCUCCUACACACCAAGCCGGAAGUGGCUGCCCAGGAGAGGAUGGUGGAUGAUGGCAGUGGGAAAAUGGAGGUCUGGAGAAUUGAGAACCUGGAGCUGGUUCCUGUGGAACGGCAGUGGUAUGGCUUCUUCUACGGGGGAGACUGCUAUCUGGUCCUCUACACGUAUGAGGUGAACGGGAAGCCCCAUUACAUCUUGUACAUCUGGCAGGUAGGCCGGGCCGCUCUCGGCGUUGGGUCCAGACGCGCCCUGGGCACUGGGCCGAGGUCCAUCACGACCCUCUCACCACCGCAGGGCCGCCAUGCCUCCCAGGAUGAGCUGGCAGCCUCGGCGUACCAGGCGGUGGAGGUGGACCGGCAGUUUGACGGGGCCCCCGUGCAGGUUCGGGUGAGCAUGGGGAAGGAGCCGCGCCACUUCAUGGCCAUCUUCAGAGGAAAGCUGGUUAUCUAUGAGGGCGGGACUUCCAGGAAGGGAAAUGCAGAGCCUGACCCCCCGGUAAGACUCUUCCAGAUCCAAGGAAACGAGAAAUCCAAUACCAAAGCAGUGGAAGUCUCGGCCUUCACUUCCUCCCUCAACUCCAACGAUGUCUUUCUGCUGCGAACUCAGACGGGACACUACCUGUGGUACGGCAAGGGGUCCAGUGGGGAUGAGCGGGCAAUGGCUAAGGAGCUGGUCGAGCUUCUCUGCGACGACGGCAGCACAGACGCCGUGGCUGAGGGCCAGGAGCCACCUGAGUUCUGGGACCUUCUGGGAGGAAAAACACCCUAUGCUAACGACAAGAGGCUCCAGCAAGAAAUUCUGGACGUCCAGGUCCGGCUCUUUGAAUGUUCCAAUAAGACUGGCCGGUUCCUUGUUACUGAGGUCACAGACUUCACCCAGGAUGACCUGAACCCAGGUGACGUGAUGCUCCUGGACACCUGGGACCAGGUGUUCCUGUGGAUAGGAGCCGAGGCCAACGCCACGGAGAAGGAGGGGGCCCUCUCGACUGCCCAGGAGUACCUGGUAACUCACCCCAGUGGCCGAGACCCCGACACACCGAUCCUGAUCAUCAAGCAGGGAUUUGAGCCUCCUACCUUCACAGGCUGGUUCCUGGCAUGGGACCCUCACAUUUGGAGCGCAGGAAAAUCGUACGAGCAGUUGAAGGAGGAGCUGGGAGAUGCCGCUGCGAUCGUGCGGAUCACCGCUGACAUGAAGAAUGCAACCCUCUCCCUGAAUUCUAACAAAAGCGGGCCGACGUAUUACCCUAUAGAAGUUCUACUGAAAAGUCAGAACCAGGAGCUGCCUGAGGAUGUGAACCCUGCCAAAAAGGAGAACUACCUCUCGGAACAAGACUUUGUGUCGGUGUUUGGCAUCACAAGAGGGCAAUUCAUGGCUCUGCCUGGCUGGAAACAGCUCCAGCUGAAGAAAGAAAAGGGGCUUUUCUAAAGCAAGGCCUGUCUGUUGUCCAACCCCAGGAGAGAGCAAGCGCAUGGUGCCAACAUCAGCAGAGACGCCACACGCCGAGCCUGACAUCCGCUGCUUUAGAUACAACCCAUCUGAAAUCCACAGCACGCCCUGUUCCUUCCCAUUCAGCCUUGCAUUCAUUCCUUGCUUGUUAUCCACGAAAAUGCUGUCUGCUCACUUUUCGGCUUUUGUGGCCUUUACAGAGAGCAUGGACGUAGACAGGUUGAGAGAAAGAACCAGAAGCUGAGCUUACACUGAGUAUUGCGUCAGGACCCACAUUUGCUUUUCAACUAGACCCUGUUACCCCCAAAGCACUGGAAUUCCUUGCACAGUCACUGAAAGGCCACACUCCAAAUACCCAGGUCUACCACAUGCCAGAGCAUGUUCAACUUUCCAAAUAAAGAGGCCAUGUGAGCACA
This is a messenger RNA of Peromyscus leucopus (white-footed mouse), 3832 nucleotides long. RefSeq names its product advillin (gene Avil). Gene Ontology annotation, molecular function: actin filament binding; phosphatidylinositol-4,5-bisphosphate binding. Gene Ontology annotation, biological process: actin filament severing; cytoskeleton organization; barbed-end actin filament capping. NCBI's taxonomy places the organism in Eukaryota, Metazoa, Chordata, Mammalia, Rodentia, Cricetidae. Bases 849 to 3395 code for a protein of 848 amino acids. The transcript has 19 exons. The record is from RefSeq and is a predicted model, not a curated record. Gene Ontology annotation, cellular component: actin cytoskeleton; cytoplasm.